This is a messenger RNA of Cordyceps fumosorosea ARSEF 2679, 384 nucleotides long. Its product is annotated as putative protein family UPF0434/Trm112. The transcript is spliced from 2 exons. The record is from RefSeq and is a predicted model, not a curated record. NCBI's taxonomy places the organism in Eukaryota, Fungi, Ascomycota, Sordariomycetes, Hypocreales, Cordycipitaceae. Bases 1 to 384 code for a protein of 127 amino acids. Gene Ontology annotation, biological process: tRNA methylation; rRNA (guanine-N7)-methylation; peptidyl-glutamine methylation. Gene Ontology annotation, molecular function: protein heterodimerization activity.
AUGAAAGUCCUCAGUCUUAAUUUCGUCAACUGCGCUGCUAAAGCCUGUAAGGCCACCUCUGAAUCUUUUCCCCUGCAUCCCAAGGACGCCGAACUAGUCCAGGACGAGAUCGAGCUGAACCCGGCCAUGCUCAUCAACGUCCUCCCCAGACUCGACUGGGCCGCCCUCAGAACAACUUCAUCAGAGCUUGGCUUUCCUGAGCUGCCGGAGCAACCCCCUACAGCUGAGGAGUUGCAGGCUGAUGAGAAGACGUUGAAGGAUCUGCAUCAUUUGCUGCUUGAGACGCAAAUCUCAGAAGGCAAGCUUGUCUGCGGCAACUGCGGACAUGAGUAUGCCAUCAAAGAGGGAAUCGCCAACUUUCUCCUGCCCAGCCACCUAGUCUGA